AUGGCAGCUUGUAAACAUUGCUUAGUAGAGUUUCCUUGUCAAGUUCACAUUACGUUUUGUCCUUCAUGUGGAAUUACACAAACGGAGAAUGAACGAGAAAUUAUUGAAAAUUAUUUUCAUGCUGGAUAUAAAUACGACCUCAUUGUUUGUUUGCUGAUGAAGAAACAUGGUAUUGAAAUGACUGUUCGUACUCUCAAAAGACGUUUGAAAUCAUAUCAUUUGUCUCGUCGAAAUGAAAACAUAUCUGAGGACAAUGUGACAACCCUUCUCAGGCAAGAAAUGCAAGCUGCUGGAGGUUCAUUAGCCGGUUAUCGGAAGAUGUGGCACAUUCUUCGAAUUAAACAUUAUGUGCACGUUCCCCGGAAACUUGUUGCGACAAUUCUAAGACAACUUGACCCAGAGGCAAGUAUUAGAAGAAGAAGGAAAAGGCUUCAAAGGCGUCAGUAUAUUUCUCAAGGUCCCAAUCAAUGCUGGCAUAUUGAUGGAUAUGAUAAAUUGAAGCCAUUUGGUUUUCCUAUCCAUGGUGCUGUUGAUGGCUUCAGCCGGAAGGUUUUAUGGUUGGAAGUGGUAAAGUCAAACAAUGCUCCUGAAUCAGUUGCACAGCUCUACUUGGAUGCUGUCAGAAGAUACAGAGGUUGUCCACUUCAAAUAAGAUCUGAUUGUGGUACUGAAAAUGGUUUGAUUGCUGCUGCUCAAUGCUAUUUUCGAGCCAAUGAUAGUUGGCCAAUGGAAGGAGAACAAGCUCAUACAUUCGGGACAUCUACCCAUAAUCAGAGAAUUGAAAACUGGUGGUCACAUCUUGAAAAGUCAUGCACAAGUUGGUGGAUCCAGUUUUUUAAAGACUUUGUUCAGCAAAGGCAGCUGAACUUGUGUGAUGACAAUGUUAAACAAUGUUUAUGGUUUGCCUUUAAUGGAGUUGUUCAAAGUUCUCUUGAUGAAGUGCAAUUAUAUUGGAAUACACAUCAUAUAAGACCGUCAAGACAUGAAACUCUCUCUGGAGUACCUGAUAUAUUGUUUUCCAUCCCAGAGCAAUAUGGAGGCUUUGAUUGUCUAGUCCAAGUCCCUUAUGAGAAGCUGCAGGAAGUUGAAAUGAGAAUUGCACAGCAAGAAACUGAAAAUGGGAAAAUAUUCCAAGACUAUUUUAAUUACUUAGUGGACAUUCAACAACUAGAGUUUCCAGAAGACUAUAAUGAUGCUACAAAUAUUUUUGAUAAUUUGAUGAGUUAUGUGUAGUUAAUAUGCAGUACU
Messenger RNA from Xenia sp. Carnegie-2017, 1248 nucleotides. RefSeq lists its product as uncharacterized. Bases 1 to 1233 code for a protein of 410 amino acids. The transcript has 3 exons. The record is from RefSeq and is a predicted model, not a curated record. NCBI's taxonomy places the organism in Eukaryota, Metazoa, Cnidaria, Anthozoa, Malacalcyonacea, Xeniidae. Gene Ontology annotation, molecular function: nucleic acid binding.